Aricia agestis (brown argus) is the source of this 360-nucleotide messenger RNA. RefSeq lists its product as uncharacterized. Gene Ontology annotation, biological process: mitochondrial electron transport, ubiquinol to cytochrome c. The transcript has 2 exons. Lineage: Eukaryota; Metazoa; Arthropoda; Insecta; Lepidoptera; Lycaenidae. The record is from RefSeq and is a predicted model, not a curated record. The coding region runs from base 71 to 334 and encodes 87 amino acids.
AACUCGCACACCCUCAAUCAUAGAGAAAAACAUACAUCUCAAUUUUACAAAACUUGAAUUCGUUUAAAGUAUGUGCCACAAACAUUUCGGUAACUUGGCUGUUAUUCGCGGCAUAGUAUAUUAUCGACUGUCUCCACAUGAGCUGAAACCUUUCGCUCAUGCUUCCCAAGGCCUACGCAACUUCGUACCGCGGACCACAGCAAGGAUUUACACUUGGCUACCUACAUUGAUAGGCACCGUAGCCGUGUACUUUGGAGUGGAGGAAAGCUAUCGUCAGAAACUUCGCAAAAAUCCUUUAGAUUAUGUUAAUGAAAUUGAUCCCAAUACUGAAUAAAUACUGAAAAAAAUACGUCCUGAAUA